CACAGAUAUCGCAAAAUGGCUCGAUGAUGUCCACCGCAUUAGACGGAGAUCCGGACUUUGUUGAUCUGGCAGAGAGGCCGCCGUUUGGUCGGGCGGGAAGCGAUUUCGAGGUGGUUACGCUGAACCAGGGCGGACAUUCUCGCAAUAAUUCUGCAGCUCACACACCUAUCGGCGGGCGGAGCAGAGCCUCGACAACUUCCUCGCGCAAUGGCGCGGUGCUACCAUCCGUUGACACUUCAGUAAACGUCAGUGGUGAUCUUGGUGAGAGACACAUCCCAAGCGCCGAUCCACCUAGCUAUGAUGGCGAGGGGUUUGAAGAUGCACCACCAUACGAAUCGCCUACUUCCGCUCGCGCGCCGCAGAUCCAGACUUCUUCUGCUUCGUCACCAGAUCAAUCCGGGUCCGAACAGACGUCGUCAGCAAGCGGCGCACCUCAGUUGAUGCCAAUUAGCCGCCUGCCGUCUAUACGAAUUGCGGAAGCCACGCCCGUCGAUCCAAAAAGACCGAAUUUCCCAGAAACGUUGCGAGAAACGUCAGCCGAGUAUCGGCCAGAGGCGUGAUGGUGUUGAAGCCGUAUACACAUUUCGAGUUGCGAACUAGCGAGCAUUUGAGCGUUCAGGAGUAGGCCCUGGAAUGGCGUCACGAGAUCCAAGAUUUAACGAAAGCGAUUUGUAUGUAAGAUCUUAAUGAUAGGAAUGUACGUAUGCGUACGGAUCACCACUG
Molecule: messenger RNA, 723 nt
Organism: Pseudocercospora fijiensis CIRAD86
Lineage: Eukaryota; Fungi; Ascomycota; Dothideomycetes; Mycosphaerellales; Mycosphaerellaceae
Exons: 1
Coding region: 24-560 (178 amino acids)
Source: RefSeq, a predicted model, not a curated record